AUGAGUCAAACCCAGCCUUCUUUUGUGCGCGAUGACGAUGUUGACCCUACAAACGAGUCGCAUAUCCGUAGGGAUUUUUCUGUCUCUUCUCUUUUGUCUGGCUCUUCCUCUUCAUCACCCUCCUCGUCACUACACCCAUCCCUCACGACAACACAUUCUUCAGUCCUCUUCCAGGGUUUCCAUCCCCAUAACCACCACCACAACGCAAGCCAACUUUUCCAGAAACUAUCCUUGCUAGAUAACCAAAGUUCAGACACUUCUACACCCAUGGCUCGCCGCAAAUUACCUCUUUCUCGACUAACCCCAUCCUCAUCGCGACAAGAUCCCAAAGACGAGAAGAAAGUCAAGAAACCAGUCAGCAGGAAGAAACGUACACCCCUCAAGUUCAAACACUAUCGCCAUCCAGGCACAAUAGCUGCCAUCACGAGCGCCCUGGAAGCUUUAGAUACUCACGAUGACGACUCGAUGGACACUCAGCCAGUAGUCAACGGUCUUGAUCACAGUAUGGUGCUUGGACUGGAAAACAAAAGCCCUAAMCCUGCCACGUCUUCGACUACCGAUGAACACGCCAUGAUCGAGUCUCCUAUCCAGCAUCAGCAUGUGGCGAAUCGAGACAUUAUGCGGAUUGCUUCAGUCCUAAAUGAUUCGGCGCAGACUAUGUCAGGACCUACAGCAUCGGGCGAUGAUCCGUCUCCAUCUCCAUCCCCUGAAUCUCCAUCGAUGAACAUGCCAGAUCACUACCUCGAGCAUAGCAACACCGACAUUAUCGACAUCGCUGAUGUGCGCUCUCAAAUCGCAAAAUACGGUCUGCGAAGUGAAUAUCUCGACAUGCUCACAGACCCCGCACGCCAACGGUAUGAAGAGGCCUUGGUUGAGAUCGUGGGUGAUUUGGAGUUACCCUUUUUCGGGGGUCGGCAUGGAUCUGCACAUGAAUAG
This is a messenger RNA of Talaromyces amestolkiae, 936 nucleotides long. RefSeq lists its product as uncharacterized. The transcript has a single exon. The record is from RefSeq and is a predicted model, not a curated record. NCBI's taxonomy places the organism in Eukaryota, Fungi, Ascomycota, Eurotiomycetes, Eurotiales, Trichocomaceae. Bases 1 to 936 code for a protein of 311 amino acids.